CAGGAGCUCAUACGACUCCGGGAAGAACAGAGUUGAGUGCGAGCACAAUUGUAUCUCGGUGGGUCAUCUUACACAUACCGUUUGUGCUUUACAGGGGCACCGGAGGCGGCCAGCUGUCCGGCUACCGCGGCCGCAUCUUGCAGCUGACUGUGACCUCGAGGGUCGACGGUGCGCGAGGCCCUGUAUUUCGGCGGUCGGAAGCGUUGGUUCCCCCAGAGCAGAGCCUGCAGGCUCGUGCACUGUCUGGGGACUUCCGCCGCCCUCAGUCACAGCCCACACCGCCAAGGGUCUCAGUCGGGGACAUGCCGGGCACCAGCGGCUUGCAGGCGUUCGUGAUCCCUGCUGCGGCUGCCGCUGGCUCGUCCGAAGAGGAUGUAUCCCCAGCUCUACCCCAGCGCCAACGACGGCGGCGGCAGCAGACGACGACUGCUCGCAGUCUACUGCCUCGCGUGGCAGACCAGCAGCAGCAGACUAACACGCUCCUGGCACAGCUGCGCGAUGUGGGAAACCGGCAGGCCGCGGCGCUGGAGCUGCUCGCCGACAACACCAGGCGGCAGGGCGAGGCACUGCAGCAGCUCGCCGACGAGGCCAGGCGUCAUCGAGCAGCCGCUGAACGUCAGACUCGGAGUCUUGAUUACGUCAUGCGCGAGCUGUAGGGCAUCGGUGCCCUCGUCCGGGCCCUCACUGUGGCGCUUCAGCAGCAGCCACCUGCGCCAUAAUGUACAUUUGUAUAUCGUAUUUGUUUUUUUGUUUGUUAGCCAUCAGAAGCUGUGGUGUGUUUUUUGUAGUGGUGUCCUGUGUUUUUUUCUUUGUCUUGCGUAUUCCGUUUUUCCCUACAUAUCACGAGAUGUGAUUUGUAGGUAUGUUGCACUGAUGCCCUGUGAUUUUUUUAGUCAUAUAUUUCUUUGUUUUCCUUUCAUAUCACGAGCUGUGAUUUUUUUCUUCUCUUAUGUAUGCCUUUUUUUUCGCUUUCAUAUCACGGGCUGUGGUAUGUUAUUGGUUCGCUUCAGUGGCAUCCUGCAAUCUUUUUUUUAUGGUUUUCCUUUUUUUACGUUCAUAUCACGAGCUGUGGUAUGUUGGUUUCUUUUAGUGGCACCCUGCAAUCUUUUUUUCUUCACUUUCACAUCACGAGCUGUGGUAUAGUGCUUUGUUUCAAUGGCACCCUGCAACUUUUUUCCUGUAAAUUUUCUUUUCCUGCAUAUCAUAGGCACUGAUGUGCUGUUUCGUUAUACAUAGCACGAAGCAGUUGCAAUGGUAAAUCGUGCCCUGCAUUGUCGUUGUGUUUUUUGAUCUCAUCAUGCGAGGUUACGCAUUCAGCAGUUUCGUAGUACAUGUACCUACCGUGAUGCAGCGGGUGUAGAGGCUAUUGGCCGCAGCCUCCGCGAUUAGAUCCGGCAACGGCACGUUGCUUUAACGCGCCGUCGCUAAUCGCCGAGGCCGAUAGCCUCAACACCCGCCGAAUCAUGGUAGGUGACGCAGCAACGCAGUUUUCCGUCGCUCCGCCACGCGCUGCAGAUCCCGCAAACUUUUGCGGCCGACAGUACAUAGCACAGUAUGGUUGCAUUUAUGAAGCAUGUUUUGCAAUGUCAUUUUUUGAAUCUCAUCAUACAAUAAUACAUUCAGAAAACUUUGUAGUAUAUGUGCAUAGUGCAGUGUAGUGUAUUUAUAUGUUUACAGUGUAGAACAGUGCACUGUGUGUUUUCUAGUAAUUUUGACACAUGCUAAAGCAAGGAAGAGUGCUUGUGGAUAGUCUAGGUCGCACAACACUCUUGAAAUGUAGCAACACCCAAACAUUCAUUAUCUUGCUUAGAAGUGUUUAGACAACAGGAGUGGGUACCAACAGGAUUAAAUAAUAAGAGGAAACGUAUCAACAACCAACAACUUGCAGAUCAUACGGCUGUUCAGCAAUGAUGGUGAUGAAUUGCAAAAAAAAAACAUGGCUGAUCCCUCCGUCAUAGGAAUCGGUAUGACACGAAAGUGAAACGCGUCUUCACAGAAGUAGUGCUUAUUGUGUAGUGAUAUAUGAGAGCUUGUACAAUGUCUGUUCGUGUUUGGCAGCUAUAGCACCGUUUGACGUUGACAGCAUGUCUAUCGCGACGACUAACGCCCAUGAUCAUUAUUAAAUCGUUGUGGUAGCUGACGGUGUGAACAUAUAUUUGGACACAGCGAAUCGUGAAUCCUGCGUAAGGGUGAUAUCAACAAGCUCAUAAUCAACACUGGUACCCGGUAUGCGCUUCUUCAAAGCGUCGUCAAUUAAGGAGAGAAAUGACACGGUGUGCACUUUCUAGUAAUCGGUAGCCGACGCCUGUGCUCAUGCAUACAUAACACACACUGCGCUUCAGCAACACGGGAGGUAGAGGUUCGUAGCCUGAGCCGCAAACGCGUGCGUCCCGCUGGCCUCUGUCUCGCAAGCGCGGCUCUCGCUCCACCAAUUCACGACAUUCGCCCGUCGAAAUCGCGUCCUUUCUGCAACGCAUAUUGCAGCAGUUUUGUUAGUCGGUGCUCUCGCAAUUGAAGCAGUCGGCCGCGGAGAAAUGCCGUUGGUGCACGUGGAAGCUGCACUACUCCGAUGAGCCGACGCCCGCUAACACGAAGCGAAAGGCAAAGAAAGACCUUAACCAACGUAACUGCAUCAAAGGUGCCCCGGCGACGCCAGCGCGGCCAGUCUACCUCUCUGGUAUCGAGACGCUGUAACCAUGACCUCCGAUAUCGCGUGCAAUCUCGGAGUAAGCGCUAGUAAGUGUCGAUCGUGAAGCAUUACUUCUUUUCACAUCUCACAGACGGCGGCACCGCCCCACUCCGCCCGCCGCGAAAGAGAAUGUGUGAAAGAUAUAAGGCGCGUUCGCGCCGUGUCUUGCACCUCCCGAGUUAGCUUACUCGGUAGGGCGUCGGGCGCUUGCCGUCGCGGCCGAAACGUCGUGGGUUCGAUUCCCAGCGGGGUAUCUUCUUCUUGGUUUUUUUUCUUUCUCACCCGUUGGCGUCCAUUUUAUCAACGUCAUAUCCGUGACGGAUGUACUUGGUGGACCCCGGCAUAAAACACUUUCGUGUUAAAAAUUGAGUGAGUUGGGCCUACAACAACAAAUUAUGGCUAAAUAUAAUUAUGCCGAAGACAAAGAUUCAUGUUCAAUGGCCUGAAAAGAAUAAAAGUUCACAAACACAGGAAAACUACAAUCUAUCUAGGUCACUUACAAGGAAGCCUACUUUAAGUUAGGAAAUUUGCCAAAUAAUGAUGGGCUGAAGCGCAUUCGGCAGGCAUUCUCAAAUAACGAUGGGCAACGUGCUGUUGUCCAUAAAGCGAAAAGUGUAAAACUUCGCCAAGAAGUGAGGACCGAGCACUGCAUAGCUGAACGGAAAAUGUUCAGUGUGACAUUUACAGGUCUGAAAACAGCAGAAUCAGUCAUAGAAGAACGGAAGGCACCAGACAGUGUAGUUAACACUAGCCGAAUCAAAUGAACCUGGGCCAGCUUCCCAUGGUAUCGGACGUACAAUUGGUGAAUGUUUAAAGCAACGAAACGGUUACCACGAAAUAGGAAACGUAAACAAAGGUGGCUACAUUUACCAUUUCAACUUAUAAGUGAUGAUGUGGACUGAGCUCGUAUAAGAUAGGAUAAAUUGGAGAUCAGUAAUGGUUCAUCAUCCGGCAGUGGACAUUUGACGACGAAGUGCUCUUGUGAACAUUACAUGCAAUACUUCAAUAUGUGCAUUGAUGUUUACGACACUCGAAACAACAAAAGCCAGGGCCAUAUAUGUUCAUUAUGUGACAGUGCAUGGUACAUUAUCAUGGUGUUCUUUUUUUCUUUGUUUCAUUUUCUUUCUGACAAACGAGUCAAAAUCAACCACAUCGAAUUCGGGUAAAUUGAAUUAUCGUUUAUAUCUAAAUGUUUUUGUAUAGAAAAAUGUGUGGCUACAUUAAAAAAACAGCCAGAACAUAUGAUACAUCGAACAGGGCAGCACAAACCUCCCCAAGUGGUUGGCUCUCCAUCGCCAGAAUUUCGCUUUUCCUCAUGGAAAGGGGGCCUUCCCAAAUACAUUAGAAAAAGCGAUGUGAUUACGACGUUUCCACACGCAGCGAGUAGAAAUUAUUGCUUGCCAUCAAGUGCUUUCUACCAAAAUUUCUCGUCAUUGUGCCCACUUGGCGGAUCACAGUUCAUUUCUUUGCUCCUUUUGUUAGCGUGAUACGUGUCAUAAAAUUUAAAAGCUAUGCUGAUCUCUGCAAAAUUGGUGGUAUUAAUACAACCGAACAUGGGGAAAAGAAGCCUUCAUCUCCACCGUGUACAGCAUCCCAAGAAGCAUGCUCAGUACGAUUCUCAAAGACAAGGCAGACUAGAAGCUUUCAGAGCCGGAUGAGUACGUACAGCUGUCAUUGACGUGCACACCAUAUGUUCGCGUGUACAACUCACCCGUGCACAUAACUGUACGUCGCCAAAUGCAAAUUAUGGAAAAAUACAAAAUGAAAAAAUUCCCAUGCAUUGCCAUGACGGCGUCUUUCAUACAUUCUUGUAAAAUAGCUGCAGAAGGCCUACGUAUGCACCUAAGAGGCAGUAAAAUCUUCAACAGUUUUAUGUCGAGUUGUUCGAUAUGUCAAAGUAAUUGCAGUUUUUUAGCGAGUUCGAUAUAUCUGGGCUCAACUGUUCCUUGUUUUCAUGUACUGCAAUGACUUUUGUGUUGCGUAAUGGGCACUUUGUUAUAAAUUCAUGUAUAUAAUAUAAAAGGAAGAUACUUUUAUAUUUUCCUUUUCAUUAAAUAUGAGGGGCGUUCAUUUACUUUGCUUUAUAUGUGCAUUGCUCGCAAUACAAGUUAUGAAAUUUUUCUUCUGAUACCACCCAUGUCGUUCACUUCAUGUUUACCACGAUCCUUGUUGCACAAAAGCUAGACCAUGUUGCUGUCCUGCUGAAACAGCCUUUACAGGUAACCACUGUGGCUGUGAAUGGCACCGUGUGCCAAUCACAGCUGACCUCUCAUUUGUGCUUAGUGUGAACCACCAUAUGUUACAAGGGGGGUCAUACAUUGUAAGCUGAAUCCCGUUUCAUUAAAAACGUUAGAAGUGUAGUAAAAAAAAAUUGAUCUUUUUUUAAACAAGCUAGUGACAAACACAAUGAACAAAGGGAAACACGCACCGUGCAACGCUGCCAAGGCCGUUGCAGGCGGCGGCGUACCCUACGCAGGUGCUCAGCAUGCGAGCCCCGUGGUCCUCUGAACAGGUUAACCACGCGGUUGCGCUGCUGCUGGCCCCUCAGGUGAACCUGCUGUGGGGCUUGCACCCGUUGUGGUGGUAGCUCAGCUAGUGAUGGGGGCUCCUCAGCGUUGUCGCUGUCGUCAUCGUCGUCGGGGUCGUCGUCGUCCCCUUCGAGAGCAGGCUCACGUGCCGCUAGUGCAAUAUUGUGGAGAGCUGCGCAAGCAGCAAUGAUGGUGGCUGCUCGAUCAGGGUUGUAGAGCAGGGCCCGGUAACGCUGCAAGCAGCGGAACCUGCUCUUUAGGACCCCGAUGCACCUCUCCACAACACUGCGCAUGGCGGUGUGGGCCUUGUUGUAGUCGCUCUCAGGGGUGCCACUAGCUGGUCGUCCGGGCACUGGUGUCAGGAGCCACGGUUCUAAUGGAUAGCCAUAGUCUCCUGCACAAGAAGCAUGGCAGCUGUAGUGAUAUUGUCACGUGGCUGUGAUGUUGACAAAGGCAGCAGUCGGCAUGUUCGACUAAACUUUUUCAUUUUGGCGAACUUGUGCCCGAAAACUGAAAAUACAACAUGCAAGCCAUUCGCACUGUAAGCUGAUAGCGGCGUGAACAGUCCUCAGGUAAUUUGACUAUCGGUGGAACGCGUGGUCUUUUAUAAAGCAGUCAUCGAAACUUCCAGUGCUAUCGCUGGUGCUCGCAUAAGCUCUCGAAUGAACUUGACUAUUCGCGUCCUGCCUGUGACCAUAAAAUAAUGAAGCUUUCUAAGCAUUGUGACACGGUCUGUGCCAAGCGUUGAGAAAAGUUUUUGUGGCUGAAACUUAAAUACAUUAAAAUAAAGCAAUAAUCAUGCAUGGAAUUAUCAUCUUGAAUUUGCAAACACUGCCAGCACUUACCAAGCAAGCAUUCACCAGGCCGCAGUUCGGCUUCCAGGUCCCGACGGAGAGGGCUCCUCCGCCACACCCACGAGUCAUGGAAUGACCCCGGGAAACAUGGAUUUACAUCCAGAAUCCAGAGGUCGGCAUCAUAUGUCUGCAGAAUUCAAUUCAGCCAAAUUUGUACCCAUAAAAGACUUCGGAAAAACUCAUGUUAAUGUAACUACAUCUGUCUGCACUCUUACCGACUAUUCAAACACAGCUAUCAACGAGUCGUCGGCAAGGUAGGACUUAUACCAUAAGCUUGAACACGUGGGCUUGGGUUCGUCAAGGCAGUGUCAAAAAAGUAGUCUGCAUGCUUACUGAUUGGGACAACCCAGCUUCCGGCCACAGCAGGCUUUUAACCCAAUUGCUGUUGCAUGUUUAAGCCAAUGUAUCACAAACUACAUACAGCAUUAAAAGCUCCCAUCUGAAAAAGACUAAUGAAGCAAUACGUAUUUAAUGCACAGGAAUUUAUCCAUGACAACCAGCACGACAAUGAAGAAUGAGGACGCAGCACAGGGCAGCGAAUAUACUACGGCACAUUCUGGGAGGGCUACUCUCAACAAAUCCACAUAGAGAAUCAAGGCUCAGUGUACACAUAGCGAUCGAGUAGCGGUGAUUUUAUGCACUGCGGAGGCCGCUGAACCACAGUGCAGCCCGCGUCGAAUGCUUUCAUUGGUUAUCCUAACCGAGGUGCCCUGAAGGGCACCCACUCCCACUCUGGAUAGAUCGAAAAAAAUAUCGCUCCCGCAACGUUCUGUCGCAACAGUCGCAGUAAAGCGGAAAAUUUAAACAAUACAGAUGAAACAAUUCGCUACGUAUACAGUGCAUGAAUAAUACUCACGAUCAUGGUGUUCAAUGCGUAGAACCCCUUACGCGACAUGUAGUUCGCCGUGUCCGCGGGGCUCAGUCCAUAUGGCUUUUGGAUGGUGAUGAGGGUGCCAUCGACGCACCCGAGAAUACCAGGAAUCCGCCCGAGCCGAGCGAACGCCGCCUUUGCUCGCUCCUUCGCGUCCGUGGUCUCGGGAAAGGCCACCCACCGUUUCUGCCCGCCAACGACAGUAAUGGCGUGUGCCACCUCGUGGAUGGUUUCGCUGGCGGACGACUGCGACAGGCCGAUGAAUUCCUCGCUGCCGACAGCUCGCUGGAAGCAUCCGCUGGCAAAAAAUCUCAGCGCAGACAACACCUUCCGCUCUGUUGAAAUCCCACUGGCUCGUUGGCACCCUAUGACGGGGUCGAGUUCGUCGCACAACCAACGCACCGUACGUUUAGAGAAACGAAAGCGACGCCGGAAUUCAUACUCGCUCAUCUCAUCAAACGCGUUCCGCACCUCCAACCGCUCUGCAUCUUCGUCGAGAAACAACGGGAGAACACCAGCGACCGCCAUUUUCUCAAAAUGCACUGGCCGAAACCGCCGCAUCAAUCCAAUCCAUGCCGUGCGUAGCCGCUUGUUCGCUCGAGAGAACGCGCGCGAACGGACUCGCGCUCCGUUCGUUUGUAGCAGACGACAUGCUCGUUAUGACGCGGCAUGACGUCAACAAAAAAGAAAACAUCAAGAAAAAAAAAAGAAGUGGCCACACCCCUUAGAGUGGCGAGGAUUCUCCGGCUUCAGCCAAUCGCGUGCGCUCAUCAAAACGAACGCGAACGAACGGUGCAGAACAGAGAUCUCCGAUCGCCCCCC
Rhipicephalus sanguineus (brown dog tick) is the source of this 7764-nucleotide messenger RNA. RefSeq lists its product as uncharacterized. The coding region runs from base 303 to 656 and encodes 117 amino acids. The transcript is spliced from 5 exons. Lineage: Eukaryota; Metazoa; Arthropoda; Arachnida; Ixodida; Ixodidae. The record is from RefSeq and is a predicted model, not a curated record.